Strongylocentrotus purpuratus (purple sea urchin) is the source of this 5251-nucleotide messenger RNA. RefSeq names its product rab11 family-interacting protein 1-like. Lineage: Eukaryota; Metazoa; Echinodermata; Echinoidea; Camarodonta; Strongylocentrotidae. The transcript has 10 exons. Gene Ontology annotation, molecular function: small GTPase binding. Gene Ontology annotation, cellular component: intracellular membrane-bounded organelle. Gene Ontology annotation, biological process: regulated exocytosis. The coding region runs from base 265 to 1761 and encodes 498 amino acids. The record is from RefSeq and is a predicted model, not a curated record.
CUUACAGACUACAUGAACAGAGAGUGAGAGACAAAUUUUGUGUUGGGAUUUUGCAUUUCUAGUACUGCCGUAUUAAUGAGUGUCUCUUGCCUUUAUUUUACGUGAGACAAUAAGGAGCACUUGUCUUUAUCAUCCUCUAAAAACAGCCAUUGACUUGAGGUGCUAAUAUACGGUGCUGCUUCUGCCUGGUCUUCACAAUGAUGUCACAUGUCAUUUCAUUCACUGUGUGUUCAGCGUGAGAAUUCCAGAACAUAGAGCUUCAAAAUGUCACUUUCUUCCCUUUCAUUGCCGGGAAAUGUAUGCAGAGUUGUAGCCCACCAAGCCAGGGAUCUUCUGUACAAGGGCAAGGAUGACUCCAACAACGCCUUUGUGACGUUCACUCUAAACAAGAAUAAAUUUGCUACCUCCGUCUUAGAGAAGACACAGAGACCCAUCUGGAAUGAAGAAUGUGAAUUUGUGAUAGCAGACCAGGGAGGGACUCUAGAACUCAUAGUCUGCCAUUCAGACUUUUUACGAGAACGCUUUUUAGGGAGAGUAGAGGUAUCUCUGAGUGGUGUAGCAGCUUCAUAUGGAAAGAGCAUCAAAAAAUGGUACAAGUUACAGCCCAAGAAAGGCAAGGAGGCCAAGAAGCUGGGGGACAGAGGUCAGCUGGAGGUCACAGUUCAGAUCAUUUACAGGGAAGAUGUGGCUCAGCUGCAGGCCAAAGCUCAAGAGAAGAAGCCAGCAUUGCUCAAUUUGCUGCCCUCACCUGCAUGGAGAAGAAAACAGUCUGGCUCGUCUCCGGAUGUUAGGAGAAAAGAUUCAAGAAAAGAUUCUGCGAAUGAUGAAUACUUCAAUGAUAUCAACCGAGAGCUACAGUUCAAUGACCCGGCCUUCUAUUCAGAUGACUCUCAAUCUGUCGCUUCUUCUAUGAGUGAUGACUUCCGUACCACGCACCAUCAUCGAUACUCGACACCCGACGUCGUCGACCAGGCAAGGGAUCUCCGAUCACAGCCCCCUACCCCGCCCAUUCAGAAGCCCCCUCCCUCUAACAGGUUUCGGCCAGGAGGGUUGACCGGCUCAGCAAGGGGCAAGGGGGGAAUCGGAAGAAAUGUUAAAACAGCAUUGGGUAACAUCUCAAAAGCAUUGAGCAAAGAGCAUCUCGACAAGAUAGGUAAAAGCACACCUGACCUACGCUACAUGUCCUCCUCUUUGCCUCCUACACCAAUCCACGAACAUGGGCAUCAUUAUGACCAUGGCAAUUCAGCUCCAGACGAAACAGAUGGGUUCCGCAACCCCGGUAUUCAUCUGGGCGUGUCUAGUUUAGGGGGUUCGCUGCUCGCCCCUCCGACGGCCCUCCACCGAGCCGUGUCUGAGGAGAGUCUGCUGAAGGAUAAGAAGGAGAGAGAGCAAGGAGAUAUCUCCAGUCUUGCCACACUGCCAAGAGGAAAGAAUGUCAGAAGAGAGAACCGACACAAGAAAGCAUCGAGUGCUUGUUUCACUGUGGAAGAGUUAAGUCAAGUCAACAAUGGUGGCACGACCCCUGACCUUCGGAAGAUGACUCAAGAGAGCAAGGAGAAACAUAGGAAGCACAGCUCGACUAGCAAGUACGAUACACUUUCAAAACAGCAACUCGUACAACUAGUACAGCAGCAGGAAUCUAUAUUAUCCGAUAACAUUCAACAGGUUAAAGAGCUCGAGGCUUACAUUGAGAAGCUUCUACUCCGCGUGAUGAUGGAAUCGCCUGAUCUUCUAGAUAUGAAUCGUCCUAUCAAGUUAUAGAACUCUCUUCAUCACAGUUUGUACGACUCAACGGUAAAGAGAUAGGAUCGAAGCUUAUUAUUGGAUAACGUUCAACAGAUUAAAGAGCUUGACGCAUACAUUGUAAAGCUACUACUCUGCAUCAUGGUUGGAAUUGUCCCAUCAUGUUAUAGCUCUUCACCAAGGUUUGUACAACUCAACAGUACAGAGGUGCCCUUGAAAAUUCAUGGCUAUGAUGUCAUAUAAGUCAUCUUACAUUCAGUCGUAAGAUCGAACUGUAUCUUCAGUAUUGCUAUAAUUCAUUGUAUCGUACCAUGCACUGUAUCUAUCUCUAAUGUAAAAUUAAUUGUUUACUGUUCAUUGUCAAGUUGCGCUUGAUUGAAGCAUUAAUUUGUUGGUAGAUACGAUUAAUCAUGAAUUUGAUGUUAAUACAGGUCCCUGAAUAGUAACUUCAUUUUAGAAAAGGGUGAUUUGAAUAUUCAUGACUUGUAUCGUGUUGGUUAGCACAUUUGUGUGUAAUCUGAUCAUGAAUUUUCAUGGUAAUACGUUGUUGUUUAGAGAGUAAUUGGAGGCGACCUGUGGCUACAACAACCAAUACGGCAGCAACGGAGCGCUAUCAAGCUGCCAAAAGGAGGAGAGCUGCCAGAAAUCUGCUGUCCUAAAUGUAUUGACAAACCUCAUGAUUGAAAUGUGUGUGGCUUCCGCAGUGCCAGCAGAAUCGCAAUGUGUAGCCAUGCAAGAAAACACUUGUAGGUUUCAUCUUGUCAGGGCAUCACGUUCUACAAAAGCUAUACAAUACGUUCAUAUUAGUAUGUGUAUGAAAAUGGCCAACAAACUGGAUUCUACUAUGUAUGAAGACAGCUCCAUAAUGCAUUAGGCAUCAGUGGUAGCACAGGUCUGACUUGUUUCGAACUGCUAAGGCACCAAUCAGACAGAAGUGCGUACAUGUAUCACAAUGUCUGAUGAAACUGCCCAGUAAAAUGAGCGAGUAAUGACUGCUUUUGUUACAUGAAGUUGUCAACACAAAAAAAAGUUGAAUACCUCGUACGUGAACCUGUGAAGAGAGCUACAGUCAAUAGUUUGCUGUUAAAAGAAGUCAUAGAGUUCAUCAUAAGUCAUUCUGACUUGCAGCAACAUCUGAGAUGAUUGAUGCAUCACUUUUGCUUCAAGGGAGAUGUGAGUUGGUCUAGCGGUACGUUCACUUGGUCAGCUCUCUGUCUUUACCUGCAAACUGGCUCAGGCAGACCCUGGUUCGAAACUGAGUCACAGUUUUUGGAUGGUGACAUUGAAGGUCGAUCCCCAGACGUAAAUAGUCAUAUCUGACUGAUAUAUGUCUGUCAAAACCCAAUUGCACACACAUACACACACAAGCUGCAUUUGAGUAGACGAUCAAAAUAAAUAGCUCAGGAUGUGGAAUACCUCAAGUUCAUUCUUAUAUCCAAGUGUGGUCGUACAAGAUCUGGUGAUCCAACGUUUCCUCCUGCAAUUUUUUUCAGAUCUUAUUUCUUAAAAUAUGGAGGUUUGAUUGUGAUUAGGUUUCAGAUGUCCGGGUUCAGGUUUACGGCCUAUGUGUUUUACCAAGUUCUAGUAUCUACAUGUACUUUUAAUGCAUUCAACAGUCACUUUAUUCUUUUGGUAAUGUACCAAGUACAAUAGAGACACGACCACAACAAAUUCCUGAAUUUUAUUUCUGUGUUAGAGAUUUGUUUCAUGUGGUUAGGAAUCUCCUGUUGAUGAUUUGGGGGAUAUCCUUGAGAUGGGGGAUAUCUUUGAGGUAGAUGACAUGUGAGUUCUGUAUCUUCUCAGUUAUUCAUUCAAAUACACGUAGUUGAGUUGCAAAGUACUAACUCCUGAACACCUCCCAAAGUUCUAUUGCUUUUUGAGAGAUUUGUUUUAUGGGGGAAGUACUGUCUUGUUCCUUUUUUUUGGGGGGGGGGGGAUACUUUUAAGUUAGAUGACAUAUAAGAUCUGUAUCUUUUUAUUUCUUCAUUCAAGUACACGUAGUUGAGUUACAAAGUACUAGCUUGUGGUACAAGCCAAUUGAACAGUAGAUAUUUCAAAUUCGUAUUCAUCAGAUUCAUAACAGAUGUAUCUUUACUUCUAAAACAGUACUAUUUUCUGCUGACAAACUAGUUUAAUUGCAUAGUUAACAUGUAGCUCACUCUUAUUUACUGGUUAUUUAUUAUGUUAUUCUUCAGUCAGUACAUGUAAUUUAAAUAUUAUGUGGCAAUGCUUCAAAUGAUUUAACUCUAAUAUUAAAGAGUUGAGGAUAAAAAGCUUGCAACAAACAGUCCAUCUUUCAGUAGAUUUAGAAAAUUCAAGAAUAUAUCGGUUUCAUUACACUUGAUCUUUCGCAAUAGAUGUUACUGGAAUAGAUUAUUACGGGAAAAAUCAGGAUGUUUUGGGUUUUUUUCCCAGUGAAAUUUACCUGACCAUAACUAAUAUAUCUUUUAAGAAAGCAACCUGAAUUUGGUAAGCUUUGGGUAGCUUUUUGUGACCCUGCGCCACAAAACCACAACAAAGUUUUCAGAAAAUACUAUUUAAAUAAGUAAAUCACACUGCUACAACAAAAUCAAAAGCAGAAAAAUAUCGGUCCGAUGAAUACUGCCAAAAUACCACUUUUGAAUUAAAAGGUUGCUCAGUUUGUUUCACAAUUGAAGCAUUUGGAAUGCAAUGUGCAUAAUUAUUAGUGAUGUUUGUUAAUUAACAGCUCUUCUUGACAUGUUAAACUCUCAUGAAAGUUUAGUUAGCAAUAAGCCUUGUCAAGACUGUACAUGCAUUUACCAGCUAUAUAUCCUAGUGAUGUAGUUCUACGUCUGUUAGAUCAUUAAAAUUAUGAUUUUCAACAAUUAUGCAUUUUGCAUUGCGGACGCGUCUUUUCCUGCCACUAAAUUUCACUAUUAACCCUUUGCUUACGGGAACCUGGUGGUCCUGUGUUAAGCCUAUGGGAACUAUACAAUUUAGUAGUCAACUGGUUAAAGCUACCCAAGUAUUGUUCAUGAAUGAGCCUUUUAGUAUCCUAUAUUCACAAGGUAUGCUCUUUAUUUAUUGCUUUUUCAAAUAAAUAUUUUCAUGUUGCUGACACUUAUUUCUCUUUUAUUUUCAUGAAAUGCCUCUAUGAGCUGUAAAAAACGUUACAUUAUAUAAUGUUAUAUAGGCUGUGUGUGCUUUUAGAUGCUAUUUUGUUUUAGAAACCAAUUGUUCCUAUCAACGAUGGGUACAACAAAGAAUCAUGCAUGUGGAUCUUUCUUUGUUGUUGAUAAAAACAUGUGCCUUAGAACAGAAGAAAGGAGAUUGUGUCUCUGCAUACUUGCAAGAUAAACCUAAAUACACCUAUUCUAGACAAAAAAUAUACAAAACACACGUGUUUAGUGUGGUUUGACUGUUAUAUCCCUGAUUUUAGGGAUGUACCAGAAAGUACUUGUGUUUCAAUUGUUACUACUCACGUUUGAUAGAAACAUUUAUACUAAGCAAAUAAUGUACUGAAUUGUGGAAGAAGUUCUGCUAAAAA